This is a messenger RNA of Tetrapisispora phaffii CBS 4417, 1041 nucleotides long. RefSeq names its product rhomboid protease PCP1 (gene PCP1). Lineage: Eukaryota; Fungi; Ascomycota; Saccharomycetes; Saccharomycetales; Saccharomycetaceae. Gene Ontology annotation, cellular component: membrane. Gene Ontology annotation, molecular function: serine-type endopeptidase activity. The transcript has a single exon. The coding region runs from base 1 to 1041 and encodes 346 amino acids. The record is from RefSeq and is a predicted model, not a curated record.
AUGGUUUUUAUGCUAACCCCAAUCGGUAGGGCGUCAAUGAUUAGAUCAUUAGCCUCACAAAGAUUGUAUUUUACAAAUAACCUCAUAAGAUCACAAAGAAAUAUAUUAAAGAGUUCGUUUUGGAGUCCUAAUAUUGUAUUAAGGAAACAUGAAAUAACUAAGUCGAGCAUAAUUAACCAAUUGCUAGCAAGAAGAACGUUCUCUACGAAAGCAACUAGUUUCGCAAAAUGGAAUUCAAAUGAGAAUACUGCAAGUCGUUAUUUGCGUUUAAAUAGAUUUCAACAGUUUCAGCACUUACAAGGUAAUAAUAAUUCAUUGGGGAAAGUAACAUUAACGGCCGUUGCAUUGAUGACAGGUAUAUUUUUCCUUUCACCCUAUAUAUUCGAAUAUGUCCCACCUUUUACUCAUUUCAAAAAGAACCCCACUCAUUUAAUAUAUACAUUAUUGGGUAUUAAUGCCGUUGUUUUUAUGAUGUGGCAGUCACCUAAGUCAUGGAGAUUUUUGCAAAGAUAUAUGCUACUUGAGAAGAGUAAUAUCUACAGCAAAUGGUCCUUGAUCGGCAGUGCCUUUUCUCAUCAAGAAUUUUGGCACUUGGGUAUGAACAUGCUUGCACUGUGGUCUUUUGGUACGUCCUUAGCCACUAUGUUAGGUGUUUCAAACUUUUUUUCUUUAUAUAUGAAUAGUGCAAUUGUGGGAUCUUUAUUUUCUCUAUGGUAUCCAAAAAUUGCUAGAAUUGCUAUGAUUGGCCCUAGUCUAGGUGCCAGUGGCGCCCUAUUUGGUGUAUUUGGUUGUUUUGCUUAUUUAUUCCCUAAAGCAAAACUAUUAUUAUUUUUCUUCCCGAUUCCAGGUGGAGCAUGGGUUGCAUUCUUAGGAGCAGUCGGUUGGAAUCUAGCCGGAUGUGUUUUGAGAUGGGGAUCCUUUGAUUAUGCUGCACAUUUAGGAGGUUCAGCGAUCGGUGUGUUCUAUGGCUGGUACAUUAGCAAGAUUGCUAGACAACAAAGGGAUAGGAGAUUACACCAACAAACAGGUAGAUGGUUUUAA